Molecule: messenger RNA, 1239 nt
Organism: Procambarus clarkii (red swamp crayfish)
Lineage: Eukaryota; Metazoa; Arthropoda; Malacostraca; Decapoda; Cambaridae
Source: RefSeq, a predicted model, not a curated record
AUGCCACCCUCCAGGCAUGGCCACCCUCCAGGCAUGGCCACCCUCCAGGCUUGGCCACAUGCCAGCCUCCAGGCAUGGCCACAUUAUGCUACUCUCCAGCAUGGCCACAUUAUGCUACCCUCCAGCAUGGCCACAUUAUGCCACCCUCCAGCAUGGCCACAUUAUGCCACCCUCCAGCAUUACCACAUUAUGCCACCCUCCAGCAUUACCACAUUAUGCCACCCUCCAGCAUGGCCACAUUAUGCCACCCUCAAGUCAUGGCCACAUGCCACCCCCCAGGGAUGGCCACAAUAUGCCACCCUCCAGCAUGGCCAAUAUUAUGCCACCCUCCAGCAUGGCCACAUUAUGCCACCCUCCAGCAUGGCCACAUUAUGCCACCCUCCAGCAUGGCCACAUUAUGCCACCCUCCAGCAUGGCCACAUUAUGCCACCCUCCAGGCAUGGCCAUAUUAUGCCACCCUCCAGCAUGGCCACAUUAUGCCACCCUCCAGCAUUACCACAUUAUGCCACCCUCCAGCAUGGCCACAUUAUGCCACCCUCAAGUCAUGGCCACAUUAUGCCACCCUCGAGCAUGGCCACAUUAUCCCACCCUCCAGCAUGGCCACAUUAUCCCACCCUCCAGCAUGGCCACAUUAUGCCACCCUCCAGCAUGGCCACAUUAUGCCACCCUCCAGCAUGGCCACAUUAUCCCACCCUCCAGCAUGGCCACAUUAUGCCACCCUCCAGCAUGGCCACAUUAUGCCACCCUCCAGCAUGGCCACAUUAUGCCACCCUCCAGCAUGGCCACAUUAUGCCACCCUCCAGCAUGGCCACAUUAUGCCACCCUCCAGCAUGGCCACAUUAUGCCACCCUAAAGCAUGGCCACAUUAUGCCACCCUCCAGUCAUGGCCACAUUAUGCCACCCUCCAGCAUGGCCACAUUAUCCCACCCUCCAGCAUGGCCACAUUAUGCCACCCUCCAGCAUGGCCACAUUAUCCCACCCUCCAGCAUGGCCACAUUAUGCCACCCUCCAGCAUGGCCACAUUAUGCCACCCUCCAGCAUGGCCACAUUAUGCCACCCUCCAGCAUGGCCACAUUAUGCCACCCUCCAGCAUGGCCACAUUAUGCCACCCUCCAGCAUGGCCACAUUAUCCCACCCUCCAGCAUGGCCACAUUAUGCCACCCUCCAGCAUGGCCACAUUAUGCCACCCUCCAGCAUGGCCACAUUAUCCCACCCUCCAGCAUGGCCACAGUGCCAUAA